Molecule: messenger RNA, 2007 nt
Organism: Solanum tuberosum (potato)
Lineage: Eukaryota; Viridiplantae; Streptophyta; Magnoliopsida; Solanales; Solanaceae
Product: D-amino-acid transaminase, chloroplastic
Exons: 4
Coding region: 826-1761 (311 amino acids)
Biological process (GO): carboxylic acid metabolic process
Molecular function (GO): catalytic activity
Source: RefSeq, a predicted model, not a curated record
UACUAAAGAUAUGUAGAAUAUACCAAACUGUAUAGUGUGUGGAAAUGUGGAAAGUAAGAAUUAAAGAGUUGCUGGAAAAGGAAACAUAUGUUCUUUUUUAAACGGACCAGUGUAAUCCCACAGCGUGAUGUUUGGGGAGGUUAGAGUGUACAAAUACUUUACCUCUACCUCCGAGGUGAGGUAGAAUGGAUGUUUCCGAUGGACACUCGGCUCAAGACAAAAACAUUUUAAAUAAAGAUGUAAUGGAAGUAUCAGAACAGUUGUAUAACAAUAAUUGAACUGCGCACUAAAUAACUGAUAGUAACCUAAAUUGAUGAACAAGAAACUACAAAAAGUAGAACUAUGCCUACUAGUAAGUGCGACAAGCCAAUACGUUCCUACUUACUCGUGUAGAUGCACUCCUUUAUUGGGGCUUUAAGUGCAAAUAAAGGAUGGACUUUAAUGAAAAAAGGCGCAAAGGGAGAAAAAAAUAUAAAUAUACAUUAUUAGUCAAAACUAAUAUAUAAGCUUGAAUGACGAGUAUAUGAACAAAGAAAUUGAAGAAAAAUUACGAUGAAGUGAAAUACCAAUUUCUUAGUGUCGCCUCUUUAGAAGAUGCUCAUUCACAAGGAAAAGUGUGCCUUAGAACCUUAACGACGACACUGAAGCGCACACUAAGUGAGGUGAAGCGCUCAACACAUUUUGAGCCUCGUUUUAGGGAUUAAGCACGCCUUUGAUGGCACUGGUUUUAAAAUAAAAGAAGAUUAGCUUUUGUAAAUUCAGGUUGCUCAAGGCAUUUUCCAAAGGUGGUCUGUUCUGUUCACCCUUUCAACAGUUAUUGAGAGGAUGAGAACAAGUCGAGAAGGUCACAACACCAAGCAGCUUUAUUUGGCAAUGUACUCGAGCGUUUUUGGUGGAAUCACAACUGAUACAGCUGCCAUGGUGAUCCCCAUGGAUGAUCACAUGGUUCAUAGAGGGCAUGGUAUCUUUGAUACUGCUGCCAUUAUGGAUGGAUACCUUUAUGAGUUGGACCAACACCUUGAUCGUUUCCUGGGAUCUGCAACCAUGGCCAAAAUACAAAUUCCUUUCGAUAGGGAAAGCAUUAGACGGAUUCUCAUCCAUACAGUAAGUGUUUCCAAGUGCAGAGAAGGUUCUUUAAGAUACUGGCUUUCGGCAGGACCUGGUGAUUUUCAACUAUCUUCAUCCGGCUGUCACCAAGCAACUCUGUAUGCCAUUGUAAUUAAAGAUCAAUCACCUCCUGACCACAGGGGCAUUAGAGUUGUAACGUCAUCCAUCCCGAUUAAACCCCCACAGUUUGCUGUCAUGAAAAGUGUUAAUUAUCUUCCGAAUGCACUUUCCAAGAUGGAAGCAGAAGAAAAUGAUGCAUAUGCAGCAAUUUGGUUGGAUGGCGAUGGCUUUGUUGCAGAAGGCCCGAACAUGAACGUGGCUUUUGUUACAAAGGAAAAGGACUUUCUGAUGCCUUGUUUUGACAAAAUUCUCAGUGGCUGUACAGCUAAAAGAGUUGUGGUUCUUGCAGAAAAUCUAGUAAAGGAAGGUAAACUUCGGGGUAUUAGAGUAGAGAAUGUGUCUGUAGAGGACGCGAAAAGAGCAGAUGAGAUGAUGCUAAUUGGUAGUGGGGUUCUUGUACGCUCAGUGGUGCAGUGGGAUGAAGAAGUCAUCGGUAAUGGUAGAGAAGGUCCUGUGACACAAGCUCUGCUAAAUCUUCUCUUGGAGGAUAUGAAGUCAGGGCCUCCCACGGUGCGAGUUCCCGUUCCCUAUUGAUGAGCAGAGGCCGAACUCAGUAGCGUUUGCUCAAACAGUAUAUUCAUAAAAGAUUGAAUAAUCUCACUCAUCAAGUCUUAUAGGAAUUAGGAAAAUAAGGUUUCUAAUGGCUCUUCAUAUGAAUGAAAGUUGUAUUAUGGCCAAAGGUCAAAAACUGUUUGAUUUUUCUCACAUUCCACUCUUGUUUUCUGCAUUAGUUAAAAAUAUGAUGUAGAUAUCAAUGAAAUGUAUAACUUUUACAAAUCA